AGGGCUUCGCGGCCAUGUUGAAAUUUGCACUGACAGUUAUUCCGUUGUGAUUUUUCCUCAACUUGGAAGCAACCCUACAUUGUCUGUUUUUUUCAUCAGCACACACUCCAGUGCAACGUUUUUCGGUCUCUAUGAAAGCCUUGAUUUCUAGAAGAUGGACCAAGAUGAACGGCGAAGAAAACUAGAGGCCGGAAGAGCGAAGUUCGCACACUUUAGACAGCAGCGGGCGAAAGUUAGCAGUGCAAACGCAGAAAAGAAGACCGCAAGAAGGAAGAGCCAGACUGUCCAGACCGAUGACUGUUCAGAGGAGAGAGAGGAGUCCCAAACCAAACAUGCUCCUGGACAGGAUGGCAAGGAGGAGCUUGAGGAGUCAGAGCAGCCUUAUGACACAGGCGUUCCAGAGCAAAGCUCGCUUCUUGUGGAUGGAACGACGGCAGAUCAGAGUGACGAGCAAGAAGAGCUUUUAGGAGCGAUUGUAGUCUCACACACGAGCAAAGAACAACUGAAGCAGUUACAGGCAGCAGUGGAGAAGCGAAAUGAGAUCAUUUCACAGCUCAGCAUCAACCUGCAGGCGGCGCUAAUGAGCCGAGAGCAGGUGCAGCUUGAAGCACAGCAGCUGACGGGUCAGAUACAGGAGCUGCAGCAACAACUACAGCAGGCUAUAGAGUACCUGCGCAGUAAAAGUGUGGGAUGGCUGGAUCUCUCUCAAACCCAACAAACCCACCGCCAGCUUCUUAUCGAGCCCUCUCUGCAGACUGGUAACUAUCGACAGAUCCUCUUGGCUCAGAAGGAAACGGAGAUUGCGGCUUUCCAACAGAAGCUCACAGUCAUGGAGGAUUCCCUCUCUCAGUUCCAAAGUGCUUUCACGGCAAAUAACAUGGAGCAGGUCAAAUCAAGCUUGUGCCACAACGCUGAAAUCCUGUCCGGGGUUAACACGAGCCCAGAGAACAAACUUGAUUCGAGCAGAGAUCUGAUUCUGAGAUUAAAAUGCGAGCUGGACCAAGAGCGACAGAAUAGCAAGCGAGUGCAGGAACGUGCCGAGAGCCUGCAAGAAAUGGUUUUGAAAUACGAGAGCGAGAAGUUUGAGACAGAGGCUCGGUUACAGUCUGUUCAGGAUGAUCUCGAGAGCGCGUUGAAACAGGCACGUGAGGCGCAGCAAUACAAAGCGGAAAAAGAGCGACUCAACCAGGAUGUAGUGCGUCUAGAUGGGCUGGUGCAAGAACUUCAGAACAGGCUUCAAGAAGAAGAAGAAACGUCCAAGCACCUCCUUUACAAAUACGAAGCUGAAAUCGCAAACUGUGAGCUGCGUCUCCAGACCCUGGAGGAAGAGAGGGUGUUAAAUGUAGCGCAGUUAGGUGAAGUGCACGAGGCUGCGCUCAAGCGUCUCCGAGAGGAGCAUUCUGAGGAGGUUAGACGAAUUCAGGAACUGUUAGACCAAGCCCAAAAACAUGACCUUCAUGGUGCAUCUUCUGAGCUUGAUACAAAUGUCACCUGGAUUCAAACCUCUGAAGAACAGCACAAUCAGGAGACUGCCACUGAAGGUUCUCCUGAAGCUGUUCCAGGUAUGAAUGCCUCGGUUACCGAUGACUUGAUGGAAAGGUACUUGGCAUCUGCUGUGCAGUGUCAAAGCUCAUGGAUGGAACAAAGUCUGGAGGAGCACAACAUCAUGGAGAACUCUACUGUCUCCAAGUUGGAGUUUGAAGACGAAUCAAGAUUUUUGAUUCACCUUGAAUCUGGUGCUCAUAACACAAACCCAGACGAUCAACCAUCAGGACUAGAUGGCGUGUCCUUCACCCAAGCUCCGUGGCAGAGCUUCAAUUCGACCUCAAAUGAUCUGAAUGAAAGCUUGGAUCUGGGCAAGGAGCUUCUGAUCCAACAGUGCAGAGACCUCACAGAGCAGCUGGAAGCGAGAGAGAAACAAAUGGAUGUUCUUCAGGAAGAAGUUCGGUGCUCUGCUGAAGAGUUGGAAGAGGCACGGGAGCGUUGGAGUAAAGCGUCGGAGGAGCUUGAGGAAGUGAAGUGGGAGCUGGAGACGGAACGAGACAAGAGGCUUCAUUACGAGGAGAUCCUCAACGAGAAAAUCCAUGAGCAGGACAACCUAAAGAACAAACUCAACUACUUGGAGAAGGAGAAAGGGCAGCUAACGUCCAACAUGGAGGUUGACGAUAAGGACUAUUCCACAGAGGAGCUUCUGAAGGAACUGAAGGAGGACAAGGUCAAGCUCGUUCUCCAGCUCAAACACCAAGAGGAGCUGGUCCGACACAUUCAAGAGCAGAAGAUGGCCGGAGAUCCGGUGAGCUGUGAAGUCCAGGCCCUGUUCGGGCGGCAGCUCUCCUCCCUGCAGGCUCAGAGGGACCAGCUCAUGGCCCAGCUGGAGAGCCAGAGGGAAAAGAACCAAACCACGUCUGAGCUGCUAGGACAGAAGACCCUCGAGGUGGACUCUGCCUACCGGGAGAUCAAGCAGCUCAGAGUAGAGGUGGAGGAGAAAGUAGAAAACCUGCAAAGGUUGGAGAAGGUCCAAGUGGACCUGGAGUCCAAGCUGACUUGUCUUAAAGAGAACCUGAGUAACAUGGAGGAGGCGUUACGUCAGGGUUCGGCCGAGAAAGCUGCUUUGGAGAAGCGACUGCAGACGCUAGACGAACAGAACAAGAACAUGGAGAAGGUUCUGGAAACGGAACUGGAGAGCUUUGAGCUCCGGCUUCAAGCGAAAGAUGUGGACCUCAAGCAGAUGAAAGAAGCCAGGGAGAAAGCGGAGGAGGAGCUCAUGGAGAAGGAGGAAGCUUUGCAGAAGGAGUUGAGAGAACAUGAAGAGGAGAAGAAAAGACUUGAGGAGAAACAUCAACAGGAGGUGCUGGACUGGAGUUUGCGCUUGGAGAAGGAGCUCUCUGUGCUGCGCUUCAACCUGGAAGAGGAGCAGAAGAAACAGAUCACCCUAAUUAAGCAGGUGCACGAGCGAGAGCAUCAGAGAGAGCUGGCCAAGCAGGUGGCUCAGCGGAGAGAGGAACUUGACCAGCUGAAGGCUGAGCACUCUGCGGAGCUGAGAGACAGCAUGGAGGCUGCGCAUGAGGCAGAGCUUUCACAAGCCCAGACGCAGCAUGCUCUGGAGUUGGAGGCUCUUCGUCUGAGCCUGACCAACCUACACACAGCGCAGCUGGAGCUCACCCAGUCCAACCUGCAGAAGGAGAAGGAGGCUGCGCUGAGCGAGCUGCAGGCCAGCCUGAGGGAGAAGUGGGCUCAGGAGUGCGCUAUGCUCCAGACACGACAGCAAUUUGAGCUCGAGAGGCUCCGGGAGCAGAGCCGGGAGCAGGAGAAACAAGCUGAGCUCCAGCAGCAACUGGCCAUCGAUGAUCUGAAUUGCAGUUGGGAAAAGCGCAUUUCAGAAGAACGGGCCUCACUGGAGCAACAGCAGGCCAGUAGACUAGAGGAUGCAAAGGCUCAGUUGUUACAAGACUCCAAAAAAAAGCAGUCAGAGCUUCAGGCAGCCCUGGACAAAGCCGAGGAAAGUUUGGCUGAGACACAGCACAAGCUUGAGGAGCUUCAACAAUCUAAAGAGGAUGAAAUCAAGCAUCUGGAGUCGGAGUUGAGUCAGGCGUGGUCCGACCGAGACUCUGCUGCUCGUGCUGUUGAAGAACUGGUUGCUAGUCACAAGGUGGUGCUAAAGGAGCAGCAGGCUCACACGCAAGAGCUGGAAGAAAAAGAGAAACUGCUUAAGCAAGAGGUGGCUCGUCUGCUCAUAGAACAAGAGGCACAGAAAGCCAGCUCCGAACAGGAGAUCUCUAACCUCUGGUCUCAGCUGGAGACCAUGAGGACCAGCAGGCAGGAACUGGGAGAGUUGAAGGAGCAGUUGCUGGCGCGCACGUCACGUGUCGAUGACCUUGAGCGGCUGAAGCAGGACUUCUCUCAACAGCGGCGGGAGCUCCAGGAGCAGAACGAGGCAGAGCUGGAGAACCUACGCGUGUACUUUGAACAGCGGCUCCGGGCCAGCGAGGAGAACCACCGGGAAGAAAUCGCCCUGCUGCAGCGCCGCCUUGUAGAGAGAGCCCUGGAGGACUCUGUCAUCAAGACCGGAGAGGCAAGCUUCCUCUCUGAUGGGAAGUCUGUGGAGGAGGGGGAGGACAUGUUGGCAGAGAUUACGGAGCAACUGGAGAAACACAAGCUGGAGCUGGAUGCUCUGCGUUUGCAGCUGGAGGAGAAGCACAAGCAGGACCUGGAGCAGCUGCGCUGUAGCAUGGCUCUGUCCUAUAGAGAGGAGUUACUGCAGGCUCGUUCGGAGCUCACCGACCGCUACUACAGUGACAUGGAGCAGCUCAAAACCAAACAUGCCUUGGAGAUUGAACAGCUGCGGGCCAAGCUCUCAGACAGCCACCUCAAAGACAUAACAAAGCUGCGGCUGCAGUCGGCAUCGGAUGUGGCGCGUCAGGUGGAGGCUGAGCUUGAGGAGAAGACCCGGCUCCAGACUCAGGAGCACCAAGUCCGGCUCGCUCAGCUUGCCUCAGACACCGAGCGCAUACUGAGCCUGGAGAGGGCGCUAGCAGAGCUCACCCUGCAGCAUGGCCGAGAGCUGGAGAGAGCCACUGAGGGACACACAGAGGAGCUCAGAGAGCUGGAGGACAGGCUGAAGAAAAACUUUGCAGAGGAACUGUGUAUGCGUCUUGCGGAAGCGCAGCAGGAAGAGAGGAUCCUUGUUACUGAAGAGCUCUCUCACCGGAGCAGUGAGGAACAGCUCCAGAUCAGGGAGCAGCUUCAAGCUCAGGCUGAAGAGCGUACGGCUUCCCUGAGAGAGGAGCUCCAUCAAGCGGCCAAUAAGGAGAGAAUGGAGCUGGAGCAGAAGCUUGCUCGGGCUGAGGAGCUCCUGGCUGAGGAAAGGCAGAGGCUGCAAGCCCUACAGGCUAGUCUGGCGAGUGAGGAGAGCCCUCAGGUUGUGGCCCUGAAGCAGAGGCUUGAAGCUCAGUAUGGGAGCGAGCUGCGCACAGCGAAGAGCACGAUGUUGUCUGAGGUGAAGGAGCUGAACGCUUUGCUGCAGGAGGAGACGGAAAGCAGGCUACAGGAGGCCACGUCCAGGCAUCAGGCGGAGCGGCAGCUAGCAGAGAAACUCAUCCAGCAGAGAGAGGUGGAUCUUCAGAAGCUGAAGCAACAACAUGCUCAGGACCUGCUGGCCCAGACAGCUCUUCUGGAUCAGAACAUUUCAAAACUGCAACAUCUCCAGAAAGAGUACCAGGAACUCAAAACCCGACACCAGGACGAGCUAGACUUGCUCUCUUCCAAUCACAAUGCAGUGCUGGACUCCCUUGCUGAGAAACACAGGGCGGAGCUCGAUAAGCUCCAGGUGGUCCUUCAGGAGACCAACGUAGCGCAGCUCGAAGCCCAGGAGGCGGAGCUUGGGGCGCGUCACAGGCAGGAAAUGGAGGAGCUGGAGACUAGGAUGUUGAGCAACAUGGACACUCUGGAGAGCACAUACUUGAAGGAGAUCCAGGCAGUGCGCGAGGAGAAAGAAGAGGCGCUCCGGGAGCUCGGGGCCUCACUGGAGCAACAGCAGGCUAAAGAGAUCGAGAGAGUGAAGCAGGAGGAGCUUGCGAUCAGAGAAGAGUUGAGGAAAGAGCUGGCACGGGUCCACAUGGACAAGUUUAGUGCCAUGGCGACUGAGCUCAGCCACGCCCAUCAGGCAGAGCUGUCUGCGGCGCUCGCUUCUCAGAAGGCUGCUCUGCAGUCGGAUCACCACUCUGCACUUGAGACCCUGCGGCAGCACGUGCUGGAUCUGGAGACUCAACACGGCGCCGCCCUCCAUGAGGUCACAGUCAUGACCACCAACGAGAAACAGCAGCUGCAGCAACAGCUGGAUGUGCUGAAUGCACAGCACCAGCAACAACUCCAGGAACUGAGGACAACAUCCUCCAGGGAGUUCGAGGCUCUACGCAGGGAGCUGGAGGAAGAGGCGUCACGGCAGCGUCUACAUUUCCUGGAAGAGGCGGAGCUUCUGAAGUGCCAGUCGGAGGAGCAGCUACAGCAUAAGGUUGCACAGUUAAAGGAGGAAAACGAGCGGGAGAAGACUGCUGCUCUGGAUGAACUGGAGAGAAGCCUGCGUGAGCAGCACCAGCAGCUUGACCUCUGCUACACGGAUAAAAUGAACCAGCUCACUGCACAGCUCCAACAACUGGACACGGUGGUCUCUCAGCUGCGUGCAGAGGUGAGUGGUUUGCAGGGGGAGCUGGAGGGUAAGCGCUCGGAGAUGGACACGCUGGAGACGCUGCUGCAGCGGCGUGAGCGCGAGAGUCAGGAGGGAGCCAACCACCUCGCCAUGCUACGUGAUGACCUCAGCACAGUCACUCAGCAAAGACAAGACAUUCAGCUGGCCCAUGACCGACUUCAGCAGCUUAUCCUGGAGAUGCUCCGGAUUACAAUUGCGACAGAGGAAGAGAUCGGACGCAGGUUGGGGAUUUAUGUGGAAGGUGAUUGCACCGGAGGUAGCACUCCGAAAAGGACACCAAGUGGCAAGCAUGAUGCCCAUGAGACAGCAGACGUGGACUCUGGAGCUGUAGACGGUGGAGCAAACUGCAGCAUGUUCUCGUCUGUGAUCGAUGAAGGUCUGGAGCUGUCUCAGCGGCUGUGCGAGAGUUUGUUUUCAGGCCCCGACGGAGAGCUGGACCCCGAAAGAGAGGAGUUGGUGCUGGGACCCUGCACUCGUCUCCGUGCCGCAGUGGACAAACUAUUAGAGAUGGUCUCUGACUCCACAGUGCAGUUGGAGCAGCUGCGAGCUCUUCAGGCCAUGCUGGAUGAGCAGUUCAGUGAGGGUGGAGAAGUGAAGAACGCUCUUCUGCUGCAGCACACUCAGCUUCUGGCGCAGCUGGACCAGGAGGCGAGUGUGAAAAGUCAGCUGCAGCUAGAAAUGCACAAGGCUGAAGGUCUGAUGGAGGGCUAUGUGGCAGAUAAGGCCGCUCUGGAGGAGGCGCUGAAGAAGAAGGAGGCGCGUGAGCAGAGGCUGGUUGAGGAGCUAGAGAGCACUCGGGCUCAGCUGCAGGAGCUCAGUGAGGAACACGCUCUCCUGCAGCGUCAACGUGACGCACUCUCCACAGGGCUUGGAGAACCCGAGAAAGCACUGCUGGCUGAAGCGGAGCGGCUCGGGCAGGAGCGCAUGGACGUGCAGCGACAGGCAGAGAAGGACCGUGUCGGACUGGCAAGUCGGCUGCGCUUUCUCGAACUGGCGGUGGAGGAGCACGAGAGCCGAGCGCAGCAGCAGGAGGAGCAGCACCGCACCCAAACCGAGGACCUGCAGCAGCACAUCAGCGCUCUGGAGAAACAACUCAAACACCACCGCCAGUUCAUAGACGAGCAAGCUGUGGAGCGAGAGCACGAGCGGGAUGAGUUCCAGCAGGAGAUUAAGAACCUGGAGGCGCAGCUGAGGGUGCCCUCUAAAGGACAAACUGGAGGAGAAGACAAGGGUCAGAGGAUUGAAGACUUGAUUAUCCAGGUGGAAAGUCUCCAAGCUCUUCUCAAAGACAAAACCGAGGACUACAGCGUUCUCCUCUCGGUUAAGGAGAAGUACCAGCGUGACCUGGAGGACCGUAACGAAGAGAUCGAUAAGAUGGCGUCCCGCAUCCGUGAGCUGGAGCAGGCUCUCCUGAGCAGCACUGAGGCGGGACGGGCCGUCACGCAGCUGGAACAGGAGCUCCAUAAAGCACGCAAGAGCCUGCAGGAGCUCUCUCAGGAUAAAGAAGCCCUGCAGCAGCAGCUGUACUCUAAUAAACUCCAGAUCUCGGCUCUGCAGUCCAAACUCGAUGAGACGAGGCACCGCUUCCCCGACCCCAGUGCUGACCCCAACCUCAGAGAACAGCUAGAGACGCUCCAACAGGACCUGCAGAACAAAGAGGAACAGGUGCAGGUGCUGCUGGUGCGAGUGGAAGAGCUGGAGAAGUCUCUGGCAGUAAAAGAGGACGACAUCAGGCAGCUCUCACUGCAGCUUGAGCUUAAAACUAAUGAAAGCAGAGCCAGGGAGGAAGAACUACACCUGCGUGUCACUGCACUACAGGAGACUGUGAGCACGCUACGCAGACAGCAGCAGGAAGCAGGAGACACUUCAACACUGCAGCUUCCUGCUGCUCUGCUGGAGGAGAAGAACCUGGAGAUUGACCACCUCAACCAGCAGAUUCAUCAGCUGCAGCAGGAGCUGGACUCCAUCAAGGAGAACAAGACGGCAGAGGAGAAGCAAGUGGACAUCGAAGAUCUACGUGCGCAGGUGGAGCGUCUCCAUGGCGAUCAAGAGCGUCUGCGACAAGCCAAAGAGGAAGAGGCGGAGCAGCUGCACGAGGUCAUCCACAAGCUGCAGGAGGAGCUGAGCCAGCUUGACCCUAACCGGCAUGAGGUCAGCGACCCAAAUACGGACAGCCCCGAGCCUCCCGAGUUCCCCUGGUCCCCUCGGCCGCAGCACGGCGCCGAAGAGAGCUUGUGCCACGAGCUGAGCAGCCAGACGCUUCAGAGCUGUCGCACCAAAGUUUGUGAGCUCCAGAUGGAGCUAGAACGAUCGGCAGAGGAGAAGGAGGCACUUCAGAGACUGCUCCUGACCCAGGAAGAGCAGUACGGACAGCAGGUGGAGGCGCUGAGCCGCAGCCUUGGUGAAGAGAGAGGCAGGCUGGUGCUCCUGGAGCAGGAGGCUGGAGAGCUGAAACUCCACUUGGGCGAGAAGGAGGCCGAAGUGCAGAACCUCCAAGAUUGCAUCCAAAAUCUUGAAGACGGAGAGAGGAACCUGAAAGAGUUGGAGCUCCGGCUGAAGAAGGCAGAGGAAAGGAGGAAGGAGGUGCAGCAGGAGGCGACCAGGUUGAAUGAGGAGGCUCAGAAGCACACAGGAGAGCGAGCGAGGAUGGAGGGCCGGCUCGCCGAGCUGCAGCAGAAGUCUGAGGACGGCGAGAACACUGCGGCAAAGAUGAGGCUGCAGGUCACAGAGCUGGAGGAGAAGCUUGAGCAGCAGAACUCCGACAUCGCCAUCUUGGAGACGAGCAAGAAGGAGCUGUACAUGGAGAAACAGGCUCUUCAAAGACGCGAGGGCAAGCUCCAAGAGGAAAUCGAGAAGCUGAAACAGGAACUGUCCGCAAAGAGCAGACAGAUACAGGAACUGAAUCUGCAGCUGGAGGAGAGGGUGACUGAACAAGAGGAGACGCAGAAAGAAGUUCUGACGUGCGCCGAGGAGACCCUGGCUAAAGCCGAAGCAGCUUUGCGAGAAAAGGAGGAGCAGUUGGCUCAUCUGAGGUUGCAGCACGAUUCACUGAGAGCGGAGCUCGCUGCAGUGAAGGAAGGCCUGAGCACAAGUACAGAGAGAGCUGAGAAACUACGGGAGGAGGGGCAGUCCAAGGACCGUGCUCUGGCUGAUCUAGAGGAGCAUAACCAGUGUCUUCGGGCUGAGCUGCGUGGCUUGCAGGACGAUCUGGAAGUGCAAGAGGAGGAGCUGGCCUACCAGCAGAGGGAGCUGGAGGAGCUGCGGCAACGUUGCCGCCAUCAGGAGCACGCCGAGCUCCACAUCUCCAAGCCUGAGCAGCGCUUCCUGGACGGCCUGUCCCGUGACUCCUCCCUCCCUUCUCCGGAGGCGCUGCGGCGGCUCGACUGCAGCGAAGAGCGGCCGUCUCACCUGCACGCGUCUCACCUGUCUGAGCUGAGCGGCCUGCGCAACACCAGCGUGGAGCUGACUAGCAAGCACUCGCCCACGGAGAGAAACGAGCUGAAACGGCCACUCGCGCUACUGCCAGAGACCGAUCCACCCAGCACACACUCGCCAUCUGCUUCCCCACGUUCACUCUCGAUUUCUGAGAACAUCUCUGUGCUUGACUCACUGGACACUGACAAGGUUCAAGACCUGGAGAAUCUGGAUGACGUGACUCCAUCUCGCUCUCCUCUCUCUACUACCUCCCGGGUGUCUGCACCAGAGUGGGCCAGUGAUGGAUAUGGCAGCAAUGUGAGCUCAGAGCUGGAGGCCAAGCUGAAGCAGGAGCUGGAACAUACGGAGCGUCUUGACACUCACUUUGUGGAGUACCUGCGCAGCAGAGACAUGGCACCCGCUUCUCGCUCUGACAGUGCAGCAGGCAGCCUGCAUCACACCUAUGAGCUGCUCUCACCUGAGCUACAGGCCAUGCUGAACCGUGUGUACCGCGAGAGCUGCAGAGUUCUGUCUCUGUCCCAUCGUCCCGCUCCUGCUGGACAGCCUCACCCAGACUCCGAGGAGGCUCCACCCCCAUCCUGGCAAAGAGAGAGGCGGGCCUUGCAGGAGACAGUGCUGUCACUCCGAGAGCUCCUCUGCAGGAUGGCUGAGCGUGAGCCCAAGGUGGAUGGUGAUGUAGACUGGCGGAGGGAGCUGUUGCAGGCCGUGCAGAGUGUGUUUGACAGCGAGAGAAAAUGGCUUCAUGCACAGCUUCAGGAUGUUGUGGCAACCAACCCCGGCAUAGACUACACCUACCUGCUGAAGCAUUUGGAGACGCUGUUGCAAAAACAGGAGGAGCAGCAGAGGAGGUCGCUGGAGCAGUUGCUGAGUGCAGACCGGAACAGUCUCCUGGCUGAAAUCCGCAGUUUGCACGAGCAGCUACAUGCCUGCACGCUGCAGAGCCAGGAGCAGUUGCGAGAGCUGCAAAGCUCGCUUAGUGCUGUUUGUGAGGAGGGCGCACAGGCGCAACAGCAGCUGCACAGACAGGUUGGAGAGCUGGAGAGGCAGCUACAGCAGGAGCAAACGGCGACUCAGGACCUGCAGUGCUCCCUGGCAGAGGAGCAGUCCAGAUCAACAAAUCAGUAUCGCCAACUGGAGGCAGAGCAGAAGCUGGUGGUGGAGAUGAAGGCGGAGCUGGAGGAGCGCACUCAGCAGCUGCAUUUGUCCAGUAAAAGCCAAGAGGACCUCCAGGCUCAGAUCCACAAACUCCGGCUGAAGCUGGAGAGUGUGGAGCAGGAGCGUCAGGCUUUUGUGGAGGCUGUGGAGAGAGAGCAGGCCAGAGUGAAGCAGCUCCAGGAGGAACUUCAUCAUGAGAGACUCAGCAGCAAACACACACAGGAGGAGCAUGCACACACUCAAGAGUCUCUGCGUGCCUCCCUGAACGAGUAUGAGACUCGCUUGAGCAAGCUGAGCUCCGAGCUGGAGCAGGAGCGCGUAGCUGUCAGUAACUUGCGUGCUGAGCUGCAGAUCGAACAGUCCCGCUGUGAAGCCCUGCUGGCCCAGGAGCGUGAGCGCACUGAGCUAGCCCUCUGUCGUCUGGAUGAGGAGCGCUCGCGCAGUGCCGAACUCUCACGCACACUCUCACACCAGGCUCAGGAGCAUGCUCGCCGCCUGGAGGAGGAGGUUCGCUCCCAGGAGGCGACAAACACCCACGAGAGGAAGUUCAUCCAAGAGCUGAGGGAGCAGCUGGAGCAGGAGCGGCGCCAGGCUGAGGAGCUCGCCGCCACGGUGGACCGUCUGCAAGCCCAGGUGCUCCAGGGGAAACGCAGGCAGGAGGAAGCGGCGCAGCAGGAAGCACAGAGAGGACAGGAGGAAGUGAAGAGGCUACGCUCUGCUCUGGAUGGCCUGCAAGCACAGCGGGCGGAUGUGAGCCACACCUUGGAGAUGGAGAGACACCGAGCCUCUCGGCUUCAGACAGAACUGGAUGCCAUGAAGGAGAAGAUGAGGGAGGUGAAGGAAAAGGAGCGAGCUAGGGAGGAGCAAAGGGAAAAGCAGAGGUGGCGUGAGAAACAAGAGCAAGAGGACAAGGAGCGGCGGCAGGAGCGCACCAAAGAGAAACUGCUGGAGCUGGAGGCGUUGCGCGAGCGAGAUCAGCAGCGUUUAAGACAGCUGCAGCAGACUCUGGCUGACCUGGAGCAGGAAGAAAAGCGGUUGACCUCAGAACGCCUGCACAGGGACCUGCACACUACUGACAGCACCUGCAUUACUCUCACACAGGACUCGCCCUCUUCCUCCUCUCUGUUGGAUCGUGUAUUAAAGGAGAACUCUGAGCUGGCGGAGCGUCUCGCAGUUCUGAGCGAGGAGAAGAUCUCCCUCAAACAUACUGUAUCUUGUCUGGAGAAAGACCUGCACAACCUCAAACGCAGUGAAAAGGAGAAGUUUUCGAUGCAGCUGGACCCAUCUGUAUUAUCUGAGAAGCUGGCCUGGCAGAAGGAGAAGGUGGCCUUGCAGGCUGCUCUACACAAAGCCAAGGAUGAUCUCGUGAAGGCCACAGCCAGGAACGAGAACCGAUCAAUAGCUGACAUUUCCAGCAAUAAGGUGCAGAGACUGUAUGAAAAGUACCUGAGAGCAGAGAGCUACCGGAAAUCUCUGGUGUAUCAGAAGCGCUACUUGCUGCUGCUGCUCGGCGGUUUCCAGGACUGCGAGCAGGCCACGCUGGCUCUGAUAGCACGGAUGGGCGCUCAGCCGACGCUCAUGGCACAAGCCUCCCGACCAAUCAGCCGCUUCAGGAGCGCCGUCAGAGCGCUCGUCGCCAUCUCCAGGCUCAAGUUCCUCACCAGGAAGUGGCAAAGGGCUACGAAAAAAAGUUCAGUAGGAAGUGUGACCGUUUACAAUGCAGCUGUAAGGACCGAGGUUCUGAAACCACAGCAGUCCGGAGCUGGAUUCAACUCUCCACCCACUCGCAUUCCCUCCCAGGGCACUGCGGUCUCGCCUCAAGUGCCUCCAGUUAAAUCUCCUUUCCGACUGCAUAACGGAGGAUACUCCAGCAGCAUCAUGGCCCCGUCUGAGCGCACCCUCACCCCCUCCCAGGAGCAGGAACGCUCCCUCACCGACUACAUUCAUCACCUGGAGAGCGUCCAGCAGCGCCUAGGAGCUGUUCGUCCAGUCCCCCGAGACGAGCGGAGGCGGAGUCUCCCUGAUAUGAUGGGCUUUCGGCAGAAAUGGUUGCAUGAGAAUAGAACCUGGCUGUAUUUGAGUUGUUUGUCGCCGGGUUACAUGUGGCCUUUAGGUUCCUCUGCGACGUUCCCUUUUCCCAGGAAAUCUGACCGAUGAACAGACGAAGCACCAUCGGCACUGAGCCAUUGUAACGUCACCAGUGUGUGUUCAAGAUACUUGAUCAUUUUAUAAUAAAUUAUUUGUAAUCUACUUUUAUACUCCAACCUCAGAUUAACCACAAAUGACCACCUGAAUGUGUUUAGAGUCAGUGACUUUUUUUUCUUUUCUUUUUUUUUUCUCCUCUACAUCUGAAAUGUUUCUCACUCCAGAUGGUCUGUAAAUAUGCUCACAGUUGUUUUAGUUGUGUUCAGCUUCCCAGUUUUUUACAACAUUUGCACUGGAAUCUGUACAGAAUCACCGUUAUAACUGCACAAGGACACACGUUUGUCUUUUUAUAUUAGAUGGAUUUUAUAUUAAACUGUAGGUUUUCUAUGUUCAAUAAAUAUUUUAAUAUUUCA
Molecule: messenger RNA, 13353 nt
Organism: Ictalurus punctatus (channel catfish)
Lineage: Eukaryota; Metazoa; Chordata; Actinopteri; Siluriformes; Ictaluridae
Gene: pcnt
Product: pericentrin
Exons: 55
Coding region: 155-12952 (4265 amino acids)
Biological process (GO): signal transduction
Molecular function (GO): DNA binding; molecular adaptor activity
Source: RefSeq, a predicted model, not a curated record